AUGCCUAAGUCAAAGGAACUUGUGUCUUCAAGCUCAUCUGCGAGUGAUUCAGAUAGUGAAGUUGACAAAAAGGCAAAGCAGAAAAAGCAAGUAGUUCCAGAAAAGCCUGUAAAGAAACAAAAGACUGGUGAAAGUUCAAAAGGUGCAGCUUCUUCUAAGCAAAGCAGUAACAGAGAUGAGAAUAUGUUUCAGAUUGGCAAAAUGAGGUAUGUCAGUGUUCGUGACUUUAAAGGAAAAGUCUUAAUUGAUAUUAGAGAAUAUUGGGUGGAUCGGAUCCAGAAAAUGAAGCCUGGCAGAAAAGGUAUUUCUUUAAAUCCAGAGCAGUGGAACCAGCUGAAGGAACAGAUUUCUGAUAUUGAUGAUGCAGUAAGAAAACUGUAAAUACAGAGCUAUACAGAAACCUUUUCUCAUUUUAGUUGUUUUAAGUGGUCUUUUUACAUUGGCAUUUGUUUUCUAAAAUAUUGUUUUCCAAGCAUAGCUUGUAUAUUUGGAUUGCAGAAUGAUUUGUAAGGUGAAUACUUUAUGUGCAUUAAAAGUGUAUUCUGAGUGAGGCUAUUUGUGUAUACUUUACUAAAAAGGAAAUGUGUUGCUUUCACCUCAUGGUAUAAAAUAAAUCAAAUAUAAUAUGUAAAGCAUGGAUGUUUAUGGCCUUUUGAUUGAAGGUGCUGGUAAGGCUGCCUAAUAGCUUUAAUUUUAGUUUUAGUUCAGUUAACUGUUAAUGUGAAUUUGUUUUCUGAGGAGAUUUCUUAAAAUGUCUCCAUUUUAAUUUUUUU
Molecule: messenger RNA, 773 nt
Organism: Acanthisitta chloris (rifleman)
Lineage: Eukaryota; Metazoa; Chordata; Aves; Passeriformes; Acanthisittidae
Product: activated RNA polymerase II transcriptional coactivator p15-like
Exons: 4
Coding region: 1-381 (126 amino acids)
Biological process (GO): positive regulation of transcription initiation by RNA polymerase II
Cellular component (GO): transcription regulator complex; nucleus
Molecular function (GO): DNA binding; transcription coactivator activity
Source: RefSeq, a predicted model, not a curated record